Molecule: messenger RNA, 993 nt
Organism: Bipolaris zeicola 26-R-13
Lineage: Eukaryota; Fungi; Ascomycota; Dothideomycetes; Pleosporales; Pleosporaceae
Exons: 3
Coding region: 1-993 (330 amino acids)
Cellular component (GO): cytoplasm
Source: RefSeq, a predicted model, not a curated record
AUGCCUCAACUUGUGGGAAAGAUGGUAGGGCCAGUUGGCUAUGGGCUCAUGGGUCUCACAUGGCGCCCAGAUCCACCAUCGCAAGAGCAGAGCUUUGAAGCUAUGCGCACCGCGCUGUCGCUUGGAGCAAACAAUUGGAAUGGCGGAGAGCUUUACGGUACACCAGAACGUAACUCUCUGCACCUUCUCAAUGAGUAUUUCACAAAGUACCCCGAGGACGCGGAAAAGGUUGUUUUGUCCAUCAAGGGCGGUCUCAAGAAGGGCGAAUUGACGCCAGAUGGCAGUCGGGAGAAUGUUAGACGCAGCAUUGAUGAGUGUUUGAGGGUAUUGGAUGGCAAGAAGAGUCUUGAUUUGUUUGAGUGUGCUAGGGUGGAUCCCAACACACCAAUCCAAGAUACCGUCAGUUACAUCGCCGAGUAUGUCAAGGAGGGCAAGCUGGGCGGCAUCAGUCUGUCAGAAGUUGGUGCGCAGUCAAUCCGAAAAGCGCACAGUGUGCACCCCAUCUCUGCGGUUGAGGUUGAGUUCUCGUUGUGGUCUACCGACAUUCUUGAAAACGGUGUCGCGGCCACAUGCGCAGAGCUCGGCAUUCCUAUCAUUGCAUACUCGCCUCUUGGACGCGGAUUCCUUACGGGCAAGUACAAGAAGCACAGCGACAUUGAGCCUGGCUCCAUGUUGCACCACAUGCCUAGGUUCCAGCCUGAGGUGUUCGAUGAGAACAUUAAGCUCCUCCACGCUGUCGAAGAUCUAGCCAAAUCAAAUGGUGCUACCCCAGCUCAAAUUGCCAUUGGGUGGGUGCUCGCGCACAGCGGAGCCAAAGGCCUGCCUACUAUCAUCCCGAUUCCGGGUGCUACGACAUCGCAGAGAAUCGAGGAGAACUUGAAGCCGGCGAAGCUCAACGAUGAGGAUAUGAAGGCACUGGACGAGAUUCUAAAGAAGAUCCCAGUCAUUGGUGGACGGUACAAUGAGGCUCAGGCUGCACUGCUGUUCGCAUAG